AUGUCAAUUGAAGAGAGUCGUUGUGGUUUUGAUUCAAAUAAAUGUGUUGAUUGGACAACAACUAGACGUAGUGGUUAUAAACCAGGACCAAAUGAAUCGAUUGAUCCACAAUAUACAGCUACGCGAACUUUUAAUGGUACAGGAAAAAGUUCAAAGAAGAAUGAUAAAAUAAAUAAAUCGGAAUCAAAGAAAAAAUCAGCAAUAAAAACAAACAAGACUUUGACAUCAUCAACACGUAGUGCUGUUUUGAAUAAAUCCAAAUCAAUGAAACGUAAUAUUAGUUCUAAUAUAUCAAUGACGAAAGCUAAUACUGCACAAUCACCUGUUUCGUAA
Molecule: messenger RNA, 333 nt
Organism: Rotaria sordida
Lineage: Eukaryota; Metazoa; Rotifera; Eurotatoria; Philodinida; Philodinidae
Source: the annotation of a GenBank genome assembly